CUAACAGUGUGCUAUCGAGCAACUACAGGAGCAACAGAAAUUUUGUGCAGAAGAUAAGCACCAGGUUUCUUCGAAAGUGAUCGUAGAAAGACCUGCAUAAAGAGACUCAUAAACUCGGGUAGCCUACGUAUUUUCUGUAGACCGACAGAAUUCACUCUGAGAAGGAAAUUGCUUCAGUGUGUCAUUGCUUGCAAGUUAAUUAUGGCUACCGAGGGAGACCCAACUGACUUUGUGAAAGUGCUUCACCUUCUGGUGAUUUCCUUCACCUGGGGAAUGCAGGUGUGGGUGUCUUUCAUAGCAGGUUUUGUGCUGAUUUCCCAGGUAUCCAUGCACACAUUCGGUCUUGUGCAAAGCAAGUUAUUCCCAUUUUAUUUCUACUGUCUGCUGGGUGCUAAUGCAGUCAAUCUGGCCAUAUAUGCUGUGUACCACCCUAGAGAACUGCUGGACUGGCAUGAGGGCAUACAGAUGACUCUGUUCUUUGUGGCCGUUAUCUUGGCCGGUCUGAAUGCACAAUGGUUUGGACCAUCUGCCACCGAGUGCAUGCUGGUCAUGCAGGAGAUCGAGAAGGAACACGGUCUGGGGAAUCAGGUGGGUAUGAGCUCCAAUAAGGAAGGAUACGCCAAACUCCGUGAACAGGACCCAAAAUACAAGGAGCACAGGACCACCUUCUACCGCUACCAUGGUCUCUCCAACCUCUGCAACCUUAUAGGCUUUUUCUCCACUACCAUCAAUCUCAUUUACCUGGCCCUCCAUUUGGGAUCUAUAUGAGUGUGUUGUGUGUUUAUGAGAAAGAGUCCAGUCAGACAGUUAUUUUUAGAGAAUUGUCCUGUGUAUGUUCUCUUUGUCGGUCUGACUGUUUUGGAUAACAAUAAUGCUCCUGGUUUUUAUACAAGAGUGUUUAGUGUUCUUUAAGGUUAAAAGAACCAAAUUCAGACCUGUUGAAGUGAGCCAAAAGUGAACUGCAUGAUUUUUGUAUUCACAGUGUCCCUAAAAGUGGACUCCGAUCUCAAUUUAGUAAAUUUGAUUUGUGACCGGAUUUCAAUCAAUUUCAGCCCAAUUUGUCCACGACUUUCCUUUUAAAUCUUUCUAUAUAAGGAAUAAUUCUUGUGAAUCACUCUCAGACAGUGUAAACGCAUAUUUUUAGGUCUGGAUCAAAUGAGUUUUUUUUUAUGUAAAUAUGCCCAGCCAUAUUAAAUGAUAUUGUUAUGGAGGUUAACAGUAUUUCUCCCUACUUUAAAAUGCUUCAAAGUGGGUAAUUGCAUUGAAUCUUUUGUUUAUAAUAAACAGACAUGCAUUAGUGAUAAUAUAGCUGUUUAUGAAUGUUUAAACUGUGUUUUAAUUUGUUGGUGAGGUAUGUACUAUAAUUCUUAUCUGCUUUUGCCUUAAUGCUUCACAAUGUGAACAAUAUAUUUUCCCACUAGAGGGCUGUUUGUGAAAAGGCUUAUGAAAAUAAGAGGACCAAUUUAGUAUUGUCAAACAUAGAAUGCUGUUUACAUUUCCUAUAAUGAAUGACACUAAAAUGGCAAUUAAACUCUAUGGAAAAGCAAUGAAUAGUAACUGAACCUUUGUAACCAUGAUGUUUGAACAGAAAAGUAAACUUCCUUUUAUCACUGGACAUGGAGGAUGGUGCUGUUGACAUGCAAAUGUGAUUUUGAUGAUUGUUCUGCAUAUUCAUGCCUUUGCUAUGAAGAUCUGUUGAGUUACAUUUUUUCUCUCUAGUGCUUCAUACUGUUUUAAAUCAUAUUUUCCCUUUUAAUUAUAUUUGUGUGUUUGUUCCCAUUGCAAACUGAGUUGUUGUUUUUUUAAUUUUUUUUAAUUUUAUUUACCCUAAACACACAUUUAUCUAGUUAAAGAAAUAUCAAACCUAUGUAUGUUGAGUUUUAAUUAAAAAAUAAAUGCAUUUACUCUUAA
Onychostoma macrolepis is the source of this 1911-nucleotide messenger RNA. RefSeq names its product transmembrane protein 205 (gene tmem205). The coding region runs from base 202 to 768 and encodes 188 amino acids. The record is from RefSeq and is a predicted model, not a curated record. The transcript is spliced from 4 exons. NCBI's taxonomy places the organism in Eukaryota, Metazoa, Chordata, Actinopteri, Cypriniformes, Cyprinidae.